AUGAGUUUCGCACAUUCGCACAGGGACUACGGGAUUACAGUGAUCAUACGGGAUCAAGGACAAGAAGGAGCACGAGCCUGUUGUCGUCAAGCGCGGCGCGAAAUCGAGACGGUUGUUUUCGCGCGCGGAUCCGCGAACGCGCGGAUACACCUGUGUAAUGGCGACGCCGACCAACAGUGGUGGUAACCUCGUUGAUGAGUUUGAAGAAUCAUUUCAGCAAUGUUUGAGUAUAUUGACAAAGGACGAGGGAUUGGGUAACAGUGGAACUGGCGCAUCUGGUGGUUUGAUAGUGGAUAAAGACGAAGGUCGUGCGGAAAUGGAACAGGCUACCAUGAGAUUCAUAGACCUGGCUAGGCAGAUGGAGGCUUUCUUCUUGCAAAAGAGAUUCCUCCUGUCUGCGCUAAAACCUGAGCUGUGUGUCAAGGAAGAGAUUCAAGAUCUGAGAUCAGAGCUGGCGCGCAAGGAGGACCUGAUAAGAAGGCAUAACGAGAAGAUCGCUGUCUGGCAGAAUAUGUUGUCGGAUCUGCAAGGAUGGGCGCAGUCGCCCGCUCAAGGCCCAGCACCCAGUGGGUUACCAAACGGAAAUCAAAGCGGGCAGAAUUCGCAAACUGCGAGUGGUAGCAGUAACGCUUCGAUGCAGCAACAGCAGCAGAUACUGCAGCAUCAGCAGCAAUUGCAACAGCAACUGCAGCAACAGCAGCAGCAGCAGCAGCAUCCACAAUUGCAGCAACAAUUGCAGCAGCAAAUGCAACAUCCGUUGCAAUCACAGGUGCAACAGGGUUCUGGUGGACCACCUACAUCAGGUCUUCAGGGAGUUGGUGUACCCGUCAGUCAGCAGGGCAUGUUCAUGGCGCAGGGUGGUGUAGGUGGUAGAGCCACCGGGUUCCCAGUUGGCGGUAUGGGCAGUAGCGCCCUUCAGGGGCCUCUGGCCUACCUGGAAAAGACAACGAGCAACAUAGGGAUGCCAGAGAGGCGGAGUUGACGCGGAAGGGGGAGGGGCCGGGGUCGGGGUCGUGGAAGAGGCCGAGGUAGAGGAAGAGGCGGCGGUGGUAGCGGCCUACCGCCACCGCCACCGCUUCUCGAUCCCUCAGACCCGUCGUCCUAUGCUGCUGCUGCCGCCGCCGCAGUCGCGCCCCUUCCCUCUCCGCAACAGCAGCCUCCUCCUUGCACAUGAACGUAAUGUGUGGCAUUUUUAAUUUCUUCUCUUGAGAGAAAGACCACGUAUGAAAGACUUUUAUACUUCCAAGGUUGAGCACAUUUGGUUGUCAUGGGUGUUGUGUUGUGCAUUUGAUGUCAGAUUGUGUUGACUUGAAUGUGCCACGUCAGUGAUAGUGAUGAUAAUGCUGAUGAUUGAAGCGCAGUUGAUAUGCGUUACCUUUAUAUUGUGAAAAUGGACACAACUAAUGCGUAUAAGUAUAUAUAAUUUAUGAGCUUACUGAGGUCUCAAUGGCAAAUGCAUUUUAACAGUGCCAGUUUUAUUGUGAUCCAGCUUUGGAUUGACGUUACGCGCCUGCAGGAACAUUCUUUCGCAUUCCUCCUGAAACUGUUACGUACGCGAAAGACGUUUUACAUUCUUU
This is a messenger RNA of Temnothorax curvispinosus, 1577 nucleotides long. RefSeq names its product mediator of RNA polymerase II transcription subunit 28-like (gene MED28). The transcript is spliced from 4 exons. Gene Ontology annotation, cellular component: mediator complex. The record is from RefSeq and is a predicted model, not a curated record. The coding region runs from base 158 to 982 and encodes 274 amino acids. Lineage: Eukaryota; Metazoa; Arthropoda; Insecta; Hymenoptera; Formicidae.